AUGGAAGACAAUUCAGCAACAAAUGAGGUGGUUGUAAAUGUAAACAAGGAUGUCUCUCAAACAAGAGAAGAUUCAGGCACCUAUGUUACAGUGUCUUUCUUGCAGAAGUUGGUAGCUGAGGUGAUAGGCACAUAUUUCUUGAUAUUCGCAGGAUGUGCUUCAGUGGUUGUGAACAAAAAUAAUGACAAUGUGGUAACACUUCCUGGGAUAUCAAUUGUUUGGGGUCUGGCUGUGAUGGUGUUGGUUUAUUCUGUUGGUCACAUAUCUGGUGCCCAUUUCAAUCCUGCUGUCACCAUUGCCUUUGCCUCCACCAAAAGGUUUCCCUUGAAGCAGGUACCAAUUUAUGUAGUAGCUCAGGUCCUUGGAUCCACACUUGCAAGUGGGACUCUGAGACUAAUAUUUAGUGGCAAGCAUGACCAAUUUUCAGGAACACUCCCAGCUGGGUCUUAUCUGCAAGCUUUUGUGGUUGAAUUCAUAAUCACUUUUUACCUUAUGUUUAUCAUAUCCGGGGUUGCCACCGAUAACAGAGCGAUCGGUGAGUUGGCCGGGAUUGCCGUUGGGUCUACCGUGCUGUUGAAUGUGAUGUUUGCAGGGCCAAUCACAGGGGCAUCAAUGAAUCCCGCAAGAAGCAUAGGACCUGCUUUUGUACACAAUGAAUACAGAGGAAUAUGGAUAUAUUUGGUGGCUCCAAUUCUGGGGGCUGUGGCUGGGGCAUGGGUCUACAACACCAUUCGGUACACCGAUAAGCCAUUGCGUGAGAUCACAAAGAGUUCCUCUUUCCUCAAAGGAAAUGGUGGCUCAAGGUGA
Molecule: messenger RNA, 807 nt
Organism: Abrus precatorius (Indian licorice)
Lineage: Eukaryota; Viridiplantae; Streptophyta; Magnoliopsida; Fabales; Fabaceae
Product: nodulin-26-like
Exons: 5
Coding region: 1-807 (268 amino acids)
Biological process (GO): transmembrane transport
Cellular component (GO): membrane
Molecular function (GO): channel activity
Source: RefSeq, a predicted model, not a curated record